Molecule: messenger RNA, 1313 nt
Organism: Camellia sinensis
Lineage: Eukaryota; Viridiplantae; Streptophyta; Magnoliopsida; Ericales; Theaceae
Product: WD repeat-containing protein VIP3-like
Cellular component (GO): Cdc73/Paf1 complex
Molecular function (GO): protein binding
Source: RefSeq, a predicted model, not a curated record
UCCAUACCUCCGUAAGAAGCAAAGACAGUCAAAAAGGUCGCAGAGCUUCAAAACCUCCUUUUAACAGUGUCUUUCUUCGAGGGUUUUACCAAAUCCCAGCAAAGAUAUGAAGCUCGCAGGCCUCAAAUCGGUCGACAAUGCCCACGACGACUCGGUGUGGACGGCGACGUGGGUCCCAGCCACGGAUGAGCGGCCAGCGCUCCUUCUGACGGGGUCGCUGGACGAAACAGUGAGGGUGUGGAGCCCCGACGAGCUCACAAACGUCGCCACCAACACCGGCCACUGCCUCGGCGUCGUCUCCGUCGCCGCUCAUCCCUCCGGCGUCAUCGCCGCCUCCGCCUCCCUCGACAGCUUCGUCCGUGUCUUCGAUGUCGACCACAACAACACCAUCGCCACCCUCGAAGCCCCUCCCUCUGAAGUCUGGCACAUGCAAUUCGACCCCAAGGGUACCACUCUAGCAGUUGCCGGUGGCGGCAGUGCAUCUGUCAAACUCUGGGACACCGCCGAAUGGAAGCUGAUAGCUUCCUUAUCCAUCCCUCGCCCCGAAGGAUCAAAGUCCUCUGAUAAAAGUGGCAACAAAAAGUUUGUUCUCUCAGUUGCUUGGAGCCCAGAUGGGAAACGACUGGCUUGUGGCUCGAUGGAUGGCACAAUCUCGGUUUUUGAUGUAUCUCGUGCCAAAUUCCUACACCAUUUGGAAGGACACUUCAUGCCCGUGCGGUCUCUUGUAUAUUCACCUGUUGAUCCGAAGAUUCUCUUCUCGGCCUCAGACGAUGCCCGUAAGAGCUUGAUUAAUGCUCUGUCGGGUCAUACUAGCUGGGUUUUGAGUGUGGAUGCGAGUCCAGAUGGGGCAGCAAUUGCGACUGGAUCAAGUGAUAAGUCUGUGAAACUCUGGGAUCUCAAAAUGAGGACAGCAGUGCAGACACUAAGCAGCCAUACAGACCAGGUCUGGGCUGUGGCGUUUCGGCCACCUGGUGGGACUGGUGUGCGAGCUGGUAGACUAGCCAGUGUGUCAGAUGACAAGAGCAUAUCACUCUAUGAUUACUCUUGAGGUAAGGCAAUGUUUUGUUUUUUUUUUUCCUUCAGAAAUGCUGGUUGCGUCUUUUUCCAUAUAUUUGCCAAAACUGUUAUCAAGAAAAUGUUUUUUAUUUAUAAAUAAUUUUGUAAUCUUAUCUUUCUCCAUUAGUUUGAAGUUUUCAUGUAUCAUGAGUUUCAAUUAAACAGACAAAGACAUUUGGCAUAGUAGUUGUGUAACAUUAUUUUUGUGUGAUUAUGGAUUCAAUUCUUAUGGAGUGAGGUUUGAGUUCUCCGUGGUA